This is a messenger RNA of Vigna angularis (adzuki bean), 666 nucleotides long. Its product is annotated as germin-like protein subfamily 2 member 4. Gene Ontology annotation, molecular function: manganese ion binding. The coding region runs from base 1 to 666 and encodes 221 amino acids. The transcript has 3 exons. Lineage: Eukaryota; Viridiplantae; Streptophyta; Magnoliopsida; Fabales; Fabaceae. Gene Ontology annotation, biological process: plasmodesmata-mediated intercellular transport; regulation of root development. Gene Ontology annotation, cellular component: cell wall; plasmodesma. The record is from RefSeq and is a predicted model, not a curated record.
AUGGCGCGACCCAUCUCCGCGACGUGUGGAUUCGUUCGCUGGCGUCUCUGCGGCGGAGAAUGUCUCGGUGAGAUUUUCCAUUUUUUGAAUUUGGGUCUGGGAUUUUUGUUUGAUCUGCGUUUGGGUUUCUUUGAGAGCUUCGUUGCAUCUGCGUUGGGUUUGACCGUGAGGAAGUCCUCCUUUGAGGUAGCCAGUGUGAAGGUGGAUGGAUUUGCUUGCAAGGCAGAGACGAAUGUGACAGAAGCUGAUUUCUUCUUUGCUGGUUUAGCCAAACCUGAAGUUAUCAACAACACAUUAGGAUCUUUGGUUACUAUAGCCAAUGUGGAAAAAAUUCCAGGACUUAACACAUUGGGAGUGUCUUUCUCUAGAAUAGACUAUAAAGCUGGGGUACUUAACCCACCUCACACACGCCCUCGUGCCAUUGAGAUUUUGUUUGUGUUGGAUGGUCAAUUAGACGUGGGGUUUAUCACCACAGCCAACAAGCUCAUCUCAAAGUCCAUUAAGAAAGGUGAAAUCUUUGUGUUCUCGAAAGGUUUGUUGCAUUAUCAGAAGAACAGUGGAGAUAAGCCUGCUUCAGUGCUUUGUGCUUUGAACAACCAACUUCCUGGAACAUUUUCUGUAGUUGCAGCUCUACUGCCUAAAAACCACUCUACUACCUCGAUUUAG